UCAUCUAGUAAGUGUUUUAAGGAGACGGAAUGUUUAAAUUGUGCAUUGACUAUAAUCAGCACGAAGAGUGGUGUAAGUUGAACAGUUGUGUUUUAAAACUCCCGACACAACAGGUACUUAAUCUAAAUUGUAAAUGCACUUAGUGAUUACAGUAUAGUGUACUAAACCUUACAAUGAAAAAAUGCACAAGAUACUUUCCAUCAACAUUUGGUAUCCUACUUUCAAAUAGUAAGGCUUGCACAGAGAAAGUCUGUUUGAUAUCACAACGCUUUAUCAGAAAGAAACCAACGGAGCCAGCUCACCUUUAUUAUCGAUGGGGUUUCAAACCAUUACCAGUAGAUACUUCACUAGAUGAGAAGAAUCCACAGUUUGCUGUCCGUCCACCAGAGUUUAAACUACCCAAUCCUAAAGGUAGGCUAUCAAGACGUGAAUGGCGGCGGCGGCUUGCUGAACUACAAAAAUCCAGAAGUGAUCCGGAACUAGAAAAACUUUCAAGAAAUAGACAAUUGAUGGUUUCACUUGAAGAUAUUGACAAAGAAUGGCGUAAGGAAUUUGGACUAUUUGAUUUGAAUAACCUAUCAAAAUUCUAUGGGCUAAAUCGAGAUCUGUUUAAUAACGACGAUGUUGUAGCAAAAGUAUGGCUUGAUGUGGCGUUCAAUGAUGUGAAAAUACACAGAGGAAAUAUUAUCGAGCCUAAGAAGUUACUGCAAGCACCAACUUCGAUAUCAUACGAAGCAGAAGACAAUUCACUGUAUUCGUUAAUAUUGUCAAACUUAGACGGUCAUCCACUUGAUUCGACAAAAGAAAUUGUUCAUUGGAUGGUUUGCAACAUCAAAGGGAAUGAUAUCUCCAACGGUGAAACCGUUUACAACUACCUUCCUCCUCUUCCUUGGAAGGGGACUGGUUUCCACCGAGUUGCUUUUGUAUUGUACGAACAAGAGGACGCGAUAAACACGAGCGAUAUAAAACCAACCAAUGAAAGUUCACUGUGUGGAAGAACAUUUUCUACCCCCACUUUCUGUUCAUCAACUCGUGUUGUUCCAAUCUCGUAUGCUUGGUGUCAGCUUGAGUGGGAUGAGAGUGUGACGCAAUCGUUUCACAAGUUAGGUUUGAAGGAAGAACCCAUAUUUGACUGGGAAGAAUACAUCGAACCUAAAGAAGAAGAUAGAAUGUUAAAAAUUAAACUAAGCGAAUUAAAAUACAGAAAUAUGUAACAAUGCAAGAAAAAAGAAAAGUGCUUUUGCUCAUUUGCUCAUUUGAUGAUAUAAAUCUUUCGUUGUCAAUUCGAGCAGUCAGACAACUUUAAAGUUUGUAACAAACUUGUUUAGGAGAAAUAUAAUAAAAAGUUGACUGAACAAAAUAGUGAUUUGCACAAUAUGUCACUUUUUGCCAAUUAUAUUUAUCAUCGUAGUAACUUUAUGCUCUAUUUUGGAAUAAAUCAUAUGAAAACAAAGAACUAUUUGAAAUAAAAAUAAAAAUAAUCCUUCUUAUAUAACAAUUUCAGAUAAAAAUGUAAACUGAAAGUCUUUAUAUCCUAUGGGAGCUGGAAAGUGUAGGCAUUUUUUUUUUUGGGGGGGGGAGGGGAGCGUAUUGCCAAAUAAAACUGGGGCUUAUGUUCUGGGUUACCAUGCCUGCUAAGAAUAUCUGGAAUUACAGUAAAGUCUGGUAAUAGUCUGGGUUUGCCUCACUAGUCUGAAAAAUGCCUAGAAAGUAAUUUUAGAAAAAAAUUACAAUAAUUUUUAGAUAUGGUUUUAACAAUUUAUAUAUAAAGAGUAGCAACAAGAGGAAAAUAUGUUUCGAAAUUAUUUAAUCAGGUUUCUUGUUUGUUAAAUGUCUGGAAAUUAAUAUCAAUUUAACUCAAGAGUCAGGAAAAAUAAAAUCAAUUUUUAUACCGUAAUUCCUCUUUUUAGCCUCCGGAGGGCUUAUUAAAUUCUGGAGGUUUUGAAGUCGUUUCAUAGGUCACAGAAAAUUGGUUGUUGGACGAUCUCGUUUUGUAAAAAAAAAAAGAACCAUAUAUAUUUUGCAAAUAAAACUUGGGGAGAAAAAAUUAAACCUGCAGCAUAUGGAUAUCGUUGUAUAUGUCAUAGAGGAAAUACGGUAUUUAAUUGAGAAACGCCUGUGGCAACCGAGGCGUCACAUUCGGCAUAAACUUUUAUUGAAUUUCCGCGCCCGAAGGUGUAGGAAAUUCUUUAAAACCGUCGUUUUUUCU
Molecule: messenger RNA, 2209 nt
Organism: Hydractinia symbiolongicarpus
Lineage: Eukaryota; Metazoa; Cnidaria; Hydrozoa; Anthoathecata; Hydractiniidae
Product: 39S ribosomal protein L38, mitochondrial-like
Exons: 7
Coding region: 174-1214 (346 amino acids)
Cellular component (GO): mitochondrial large ribosomal subunit
Source: RefSeq, a predicted model, not a curated record